Molecule: messenger RNA, 2171 nt
Organism: Rhododendron vialii
Lineage: Eukaryota; Viridiplantae; Streptophyta; Magnoliopsida; Ericales; Ericaceae
Product: protein NRT1/ PTR FAMILY 3.1-like
Exons: 4
Coding region: 33-1871 (612 amino acids)
Biological process (GO): transmembrane transport
Cellular component (GO): plasma membrane
Molecular function (GO): transmembrane transporter activity
Source: RefSeq, a predicted model, not a curated record
UGACGAGAAAAAACACAACAUGGAAAAUUAACAUGAUGGUAUCGGAGAACAACAUGACUGAAAAUGGGGAGGGAGAGAAACAUGAGCUUGACAUAAUGGUGUCGGAGAACAACAUGGCUGAAAAUGGGGAGGGAGAGAAACAUGAGCUUGAAAGCAUCAAAUUCAAGACCAAGAAGAAGGUUGGAGGGAUCAAAGCAAUGCCGUAUAUCCUUGCAAAUGACAUAUGCGACAUAUUUGCGUCCGUUGGUUGGCGAUCAAACAUGAUAACAUACUUGACAAUGGUGCUGAACAUGCCACUCGUCAAGGCUUCCAACACCAUCUCAUACUUUAGUGGCGCCGGCAAUUUCACGCCGCUGAUCGGUGCUUUCAUUGCCGACUCCUUCGCCGGACGGUAUUGGACCAUCCUCGUUGGUUCUAUCAUCUAUGAACUGGGAUUGGUGAGCAUCACCAUAUUAGCAACACUAACCCAGCUUCGCCCCCCUGGCUGCCCAUCUCAAGAAAAUUGCAAGGAAGCAUCAUCCCAACAGCUAUUGCUCCUUUACCUUGCUCUCCUCCUUACGUCAAUUGGUUCAGGCGGAAGGAGGCCAUGCGUGGUCACAUUUGCAGCCGAUCAAAUUGACAUGUCCAAAUCGAAGGUCGAGUCUAGAAAGUGGAACUUCUUCAACUGGUACACUUUCUGCCUCGGAAUGGGAUCACUAGCUGCUCUAACAAUUGUGGUUUAUGUCCAAGAUAAUGUAGGGUGGGGACUUGGUUUCGGCAUCCCAACAACUGCUAUGGCUAUUUCCGUAAUAGCCUUUGUUGUAGGGUCUCCUCUCUAUAGGAAAGUGAAACCAAGGGGGAGUCCUUUCGUUAGAUUGGCGCAGGUAGUUGUCGCUGCUGUGAAGAAGAGGAACGAAGUUGCACCAAAAGAUGCAGCCAUGCUGUACGAAAAUAGAGAGCUUGAUGCUGAUAUUUCCAACAAUGGAAGGCUACUACAUUCAGAUCAAUACAAGUGGUUUGAUCGAGCUGCUAUUGUGACUGAAGACGAUGACAAAGAUCUAAACUCCCCAAACCUCUGGAGACUAGCUACUGUCCAUCGAGUCGAGGAAGUAAAGUGCAUCAUCCGGAUUCUGCCAAUCUGGGCAGCCGGAAUAUUAAUUGGAGCAUCCCAUCAAGGUAGCUUCGUAAUAAUACAAGCUGGCUCAAUGGACCGUUACCUCUCUCCGUCCUUCCAGAUCCCUCCAGCUUCCAUGUCUAUCUUCGCUAGCCUUACUUUGGUCAUUGGCAUUAUCCUUUAUGAGCGCCUAUUCGUUCCCUUUGCUCGUUGGUUGACCAAAAAUCCCACAGGCAUCACAUACUUGCAGAGAAUAGGGAUAGGCCUCACAUUCCACAUUCUCUCCACUAUAGUAGCAGCCCUUGUCGAGAUCAAGAGGAAAAAAGUGGCUGCACAUCACGGCUUACUUGACAAGCCAACAGCUAUCAUUCCCAUAAGUGUUUUUUGGUUGCUCCCUCAGUUUUGCCUUGAGGGAAUAGGCGAGGUUUUCGCGUCCGUUGGGCACUUGGAGUUUCUCUACGAUCAAUCGCCAGAGAGCAUGAGGAGCAUGGCUGCUGCGCUCUAUUGGAUAGUAACGUCAAUAGGAGACUAUACAGGUUCAUUGAUUGUGUCAUUAGUUCACAAAUAUACUCAGAAUAAUGGGGAAUGGUUGCCUGAUAGGAAUCUCAACAGGGGAAAACUGGAAAACUACUAUUGGCUGGUGAGUGGUAUACAAGCCUUCAAUCUUGUCUACUAUGUAGCAUGUGCUUGGUUUUACUCUUAUAAGCCACUAGAAGAGGCGGCAGAAACAAAAGUUGAAGGGGAUGUGGAAUUAGCCACUGGAAAAUAUAUCAGAUGAUGCUAAUGGAAAUGGGGAAGCGGCAAUGAACAAGGUGAGACAAACCAGAAUGGUUGGUUAAGGUGCACUGGUUUAGGGCUUAAUCCACCAGUAUUUCGUACAUUUAUCUACUAGUACCUAGGGGGCGGAAAAUUAAGCAUCUGUAUCUCUUAGUUUUCUGUACUUCUUUGAUUCAGCUUCAUCCCUCUAAUGAUUUGGCAGCCCAGAAAAGUAGAACUUCAAAUCUAAAGCUAUGUCAUGAUAAGAGUGCGUCGAAUUUCUGGAACAUUCUAAACUUAAAUACCAAAAUAUUGGGAUGAA